Epinephelus moara (kelp grouper) is the source of this 784-nucleotide messenger RNA. RefSeq names its product histone H2B 1/2-like. Bases 36 to 410 code for a protein of 124 amino acids. The transcript has a single exon. The record is from RefSeq and is a predicted model, not a curated record. Gene Ontology annotation, molecular function: DNA binding; structural constituent of chromatin; protein heterodimerization activity. Gene Ontology annotation, cellular component: nucleosome. NCBI's taxonomy places the organism in Eukaryota, Metazoa, Chordata, Actinopteri, Perciformes, Serranidae.
UUCAUUCGUUUUGGAAGAAACGUACUGUCCAGAUCAUGCCUGAAACCACCGUGAAAGCGCCCAAGAAGGGCUCAAAGAAAGCCGUGUCUAAGAGCGUCAGCAAGACCGGCAAGAAGAAGAGAAGGACCAGGAGGGAGAGCUACGCCAUCUACGUGUACAAGGUGCUGAAGCAGGUCCACCCCGACACCGGCAUCUCGUCCAAGGCCAUGGGCAUCAUGAACUCGUUUGUGAGCGACAUCUUUGAGCGCAUCGCCGGUGAGGCCUCCCGUCUGGCUCACUACAACAAGCGCUCCACCAUCACUUCCAGGGAGAUCCAGACCGCUGUCCGCCUGCUGCUGCCCGGUGAGCUGGCCAAGCACGCCGUGUCUGAGGGCACCAAGGCCGUCACCAAGUACACCAGCUCCAAGUAAACAGUCCUGCUGCCUCUAAUAACAAACCAACGGCUCUUUUAAGAGCCACCCACUUUAUCUGAAGACUUUCCCAAGAUGAGUAAUAUGUAUUUGCUGAACGACAUUCAAACACCAUACAAUUGAGGGACAAUAUAAUAAUAUCCAUUAUAACUUUUCUGUGAAUUGUUACAGACCCAAUUCUUUUCUGUCUUGAUAGACAAUACUGUGUUUCAUAUUUUAUAGGCCAUUCUGCACCUAUUGCCUGUGAUCAAUGCAGCAUUAAUAAAAUUAAAACUAUAAUGUUCCAUAUUGUAUCUUUCAUAUGAAGAGAAAUCUACAAACUUAAACACAUAAAAAUAAAACACCCAUUCUAGUUUUUCAUGUCAACAUCAGAA